This is a messenger RNA of Suillus discolor, 588 nucleotides long. RefSeq names its product F1 complex, delta/epsilon subunit of ATPase. The record is from RefSeq and is a predicted model, not a curated record. Gene Ontology annotation, molecular function: proton-transporting ATP synthase activity, rotational mechanism. Gene Ontology annotation, biological process: proton motive force-driven ATP synthesis. The transcript has 4 exons. Bases 27 to 521 code for a protein of 164 amino acids. NCBI's taxonomy places the organism in Eukaryota, Fungi, Basidiomycota, Agaricomycetes, Boletales, Suillaceae.
UUCAUCGUCCACAAAAUACUUUGACCAUGUCUGCUUUGCGUCUACUCUCCUCUGCCGCCCGACGUGCACCAUCAGCGCUCGCACAGCAGCGACGAGGAUACGCUGAAGUAGCCGACAAAAUCAGCCUUUCUCUGGUCCUUCCUCACCAGGCUAUCUUCACUUCCACAGAUGUUGUUCAGGUGAACCUUGCUGCUGCAACAGGUGACAUGGGUAUCCUGGCAAACCAUGUUCCCUCCAUCGAGGCUCUGCGUCCUGGUUUGAUCGAGGUUGUUGAGUCGGGAAACGCUUCCAAGAAGUGGUUUGCUUCCGGUGGCUUCGCAACUGUACACCCCGGUAACAAACUCACCAUUAACGUCGUCGAGGCUGCGCCUUUGGAGUCAUUCUCUUCCGAGGCCGUUCGUGCAAAUCUACAGGAGGCAUUGAAGGUCGCUGCAGGGAACGGAUCCGAGGAGGACAAAAUGGAAGCACGGAUAGAGGCUGAUGUGUAUGAGGCCUUGCAACAUGCUUUGGGGUCGAAGUAAAAUUGUGAUUCCAGCCACCGGCCGUAUCGCUAGAGUAUUACUUAUUCCAACCUUGAUAACGCUCUUA